AUGGACAUGUCGAAUGGCACAGACCCUCGAAUGGAUUUGUUGAUGACGAUACUUGACGAUACAGAGCUUCAAGUCAUUGCAAACUUUUAUGCGAGGAGGUAUUGGUACGGCGUCAUUGUGGUUAUUGGUCUCACAGCUCUCCUGAACAUGGCCGUGCGUCUUAGAUCUCGCUCAAGAAUGAGAUCGGCCGCCGCCAGCAGAGUCAAACAAGCAACUCCUCCACGUUGUUGCGGCCGAAUGCUCGAUGCCAUCACCUCCGCCUUUCGAAAACUCAUCUAUCCCCAAAUCUCGCCAACCCGCCAUUCCAAUCUACUCAAGGUUCCUCCUCUCGGCAUUAUCGUCCUCCUCUUCAUCUAUCUAGCCUUCGUCCUUACUCUCGAAUUCGUCAACCAAGAUAUCCCGGGUGAUCAGCAUCGUCAAGCUAUCGGUGUCCGUGCCGGCUGGCUCACAAUAACCCAACUCCCGCUGUUGAUUCUCCUAUCUGGGAAAGUCAACAUCAUCGGACUCAUCACGGGAGUUGGCUAUGAGCGUCUAAAUGUUCUUCAUCGAUGGGUUGCAAGAACGAUGCUCCUCACAGCUACGCUACACAUGGGCUACCAACAGGCUUUGUGGAAUAGUCUUGGCUUGCUACAACUAGAGUGGAACACUGAUACCUGCCCUCCGACCGGAAUCAAAGCCUACGCUUUCCUCCUCUGGUUAAACCUCUCCACCCUCGCUCCAAUCCGCAACCUCUGGUACGAAUUCUUCGUUAUCCAACACAUCCUCACAUUCUUUGGCCUCAUUAUCUGCAUCAUGCUUCAUCUCCCAUCCACAGCCCUCUUCUCUCGGAUCUACGUCUGGAUUCCCAUCGGUAUAUACCUGUUCGAACGAACUCUCCGAACUCUACGCUAUGCAUACAACAACCUACGUCCAGGAAGAGCAACACUGAUCCAGUUAAAUGGCGGUGUCACUAAGGUUAUUGUAAGCACGAGACAAUUGAAGAACUGGAGCCCAGGCUCUUUUGUCCUGCUUUCUUUGCCAAGGUUUGGGUUGGGACAGAGUCAUCCCGCGACAGUAGCUUCCAUCCCAUCUUCUCAUGAAGGGAAACUUGUUUUCAUUCUCAGAGCACACCGUGGAUUUACGAGCCGCAUUCAUGCGAAUGAGAGUACUAUUUCUCUCCAUGGAGGCUCAGCUUCAUCUGAGUCACCCCAGGAUUCCAAAUCCACUCAUCUCGUGUUAAUUGACGGCCCCUACGGUGGCACACAGCUUGACUUCGCAUCUUACAAUUCCGUUCUCCUAAUCGCAGGCUCAACAGGUGUGACGUUCACGUUACCUGUUUUGCUUGACCUCGCCUGGCGAGCCGAGAAGCAGAAACCCGCUGUGAAACAUGUGACAUUUAUCUGGGCGGUCAAAACUUCAGCCUGUACUUCUUGGAUAGACUCUGAGUUGAAACAUGCAGGUGGUGAGUUGCAAAAGGCUGGUAUUGAGUUGGGAGUCAGAAUUUUUGUUACUGCGGAUGAGGAAUUCGCUGAGGUUGAUGAGGGAAAACCGUCUUCAGCAGAAGCAUGUCACUGUGAAAAAGGGAAUGAGGAGUGUUCUUGCAUCUCACCAUUUCCUAAACUGCCUCCCGACACUAAAUCAAACCCUCUUGCCGAACAAGUCAAAACUCAAGAGAGAACCAACGAGGCGGUGGAAGAGACGCCAAGACUGGAGCUUCCAUAUUAUGCUAGUAGGUGUUCAGUGACGACGAUACAGAGCGGGAGACCGGACCUGAAAGGAAUUAUAAAGGAGGCGCAAGGUAAGGCGGAUGGAGAAAUAGGGGUCGCGGUUUGUGGUCCCGUUGAGUUGACGGCUGAAACGAGACGGGUUGUUGCGGGUCUUGAGGGGAAGGGCGGAAGCAUUUACUUGCAUGCUGAGAGUUUUGGGUGGUGA
Messenger RNA from Hyaloscypha bicolor E, 1911 nucleotides. RefSeq names its product putative FRE ferric reductase-like transmembrane component. Gene Ontology annotation, biological process: intracellular iron ion homeostasis; copper ion import; iron ion transport. Gene Ontology annotation, molecular function: ferric-chelate reductase activity. Lineage: Eukaryota; Fungi; Ascomycota; Leotiomycetes; Helotiales; Hyaloscyphaceae. The record is from RefSeq and is a predicted model, not a curated record. Gene Ontology annotation, cellular component: plasma membrane. Bases 1 to 1911 code for a protein of 636 amino acids. The transcript is spliced from 3 exons.